Cercocebus atys (sooty mangabey) is the source of this 2678-nucleotide messenger RNA. RefSeq names its product Fanconi anemia, complementation group G (gene FANCG). Bases 541 to 2409 code for a protein of 622 amino acids. Gene Ontology annotation, molecular function: protein binding. Gene Ontology annotation, biological process: interstrand cross-link repair. The record is from RefSeq and is a predicted model, not a curated record. Gene Ontology annotation, cellular component: Fanconi anaemia nuclear complex. The transcript is spliced from 14 exons. NCBI's taxonomy places the organism in Eukaryota, Metazoa, Chordata, Mammalia, Primates, Cercopithecidae.
GACUCCCAGCAUGCACCUCGCGGCUGGCCCUCAGUGGAAGCGGGAACCCAGGCGGACCUGGGAGUGUGGCAGCGAGGAAGGGGCAAGCCACGGACUGUGGAGCCGAGACUCGCUCCCGCCACCCUUUCUCGAGGCUGUGGCCUCCGCGAGGGCCGAGCGGGCCGCACCGCCGGCCGUGCGACUGCCCCAGACACGGUCCCCGCUUCUAGCCCGCCUAAGCCUACCUGUCGGGGGUUGCUGACUCGUUUCCUCCCCGAGUUUCCCGCGGGAACUAACGCUUGAAGAGGACCAACCGCAGCCCAGAGCUUCGCAGGCCCUGCCAACCACAGGCGAGGUUGAGAGCCGGGCGGGCCGCGCUGAGAGAGCGUCCCAUCUGUCCUGGAAAGCCUGGGCGGGUGAAUUGGGACCCCGAGGGAAGCAGGGGAGGUCGGCGGGGUGCGGAAGUGCCCAGGCCCCUCCCCGCUGGGGUUGAGAGCUUGGGCGUGCCAGCUUCACUCUUCCCAAGUCCGCUUCAGGUGUCUGGGCCCAGCCUCGGCCACCAUGUCCCGCCAGACCACCUCUGUGGGCUCCAGCUGCCUGGACCUGUGGAGGGAAAAGAAUGACCGGCUCGUUCGACAGGCCAAGGUGGCUCAGAACUCCGGUCUGACUCUGAGGCGACAGCAGUUGGCUCAGGAUGCACUGGAAGGGCUCAGAGGGCUCCUCCAUAGUCUGCAAGGGCUCCCUGCCGCAGUUCCUGUUCUUCCCUUGGAGCUGACUGUCAUCUGCAACUUCAUUAUCCUGAGGGCAAGCUUGGCCCAGGGUUUCACAGAGGAUCAGGCCCAGGAUAUCCAGCGGGGCCUAGAGAGAGUGCUGGAGACACAGGAGCAGCGGGGGCCCAGGUUGGAACAGGGGCUCAGGGAGCUGUGGGACUCUGCCCUUCGUGCUUCCUGCCUUCUGCCAGAGCUGCUGUCUGCCCUGCACCGCCUGGCUGGCCUGCAGGCUGCCCUCUGGUUGAGCGCUGACCGUCUUGGGGACUUGGCCUUGUUGCUAGAGACCCUGAAUGACAGCCAGAGUGGAGCCUCUGAGGAUCUGCUGUUACUUCUGAAAACUUGGAGUCCUCCAGCUGAGGAAUUAGAUGCUCCGUUGACCCUGCAGGAUGCCCAGGGAUUGAAGGAUGUCCUCCUGACAGCAUUUGCCUACCGCCGAGGUCUCCAGGAGUUGAUCACAGGGAACCCAGAGAAGGCACUAAGCAGCCUUCAUGAAGUGGCCUCAGGCCUGUGUCCACGGCCUGUGUUGGUCCAGGUGUACACAGCACUGGGGUCCUGUCACCGUAAGAUGGGAAAUCCACAGAGAGCACUGUUGUACUUGGUUGCAGCCCUGAAAGAGGGAUCAGCCUGGGGUCCUCCGCUUCUGGAGGCCUCUAGACUCUAUCAGCAACUGGGGGACACAACAGCAGAGCUGGAAAGUCUGGAGCUGCUAGUUGAGGCCUUAAAUGUCCCUUACAGUUCCAAAGCCCCACCGUUUCUCAUUGAGGUAGAAUUACUACUGCCACCACCUGACCUAGCCUCACCCCUUCAUUGUGGCACUCAGAGCCAAGCCAAGCACGUACUAGCAAGCAGGUGCCUACAGACGGGGAGGGCAGAAGACGCUGCAGAGCAUUACUUGGACCUGCUGGCCCUGUUGCUGGAUAGCUCGGAGCCAAGGUUCUCCCCGCCCCCCUCCCCUCCAGGGCCCUGUAUGCCUGAGGUGUUUUUGGAAGCAGCGGUAGCACUGAUCCAGGCAGGCAGAGCCCAAGAUGCCUUGACUCUAUGUGAGGAGUUGCUCAGCCGCACAUCGUCUCUGCUACCCAAGAUGUCCCGGCUGUGGGAAAAUGCCAGAAAAGGAACCAAGGAACUGCCAUACUGCCCACUCUGGGUCUCUGCCACCCACCUGCUUCAGGGUCAGGCCUGGGUACAACUGGGUGCCCAAAAAGUGGCAAUUAGUGAAUUUAGCAGGUGUCUUGAGCUGCUCUUCCGGACCACACCUGAGGAAAAAGAACAAGGGGCAGCUUCCAACGGUGAGCAGGGAUGUAAGUCAGAUGUGGCACUGCAGCAGCUUCGGGCAGCCGCCCUAAUUAGUCGUGGAUUGGAAUGGGUAGCCAGCGGCCAGGAUACCAAAGCCUUACAGGACUUCCUCCUCGGUGUGCAGAUGUGCCCAGGUAAUCGAGACACUUACUUUCACCUGCUUCAGACUCUGAAGAGGCUAGAUCGGAGGGAUGAGGCCACUGCACUCUGGUGGAGGCUGGAGGCCCCAACUAAGGGGCCACAGGAAGAUGCUACGUGGUCUCUCCCCCUGUACCUAGAAAGCUAUUUGAGCUGGAUCCGCCCCUCUGAUCGUGAUGCCUUCCUUGAAGAGUUUCGGACAUCUCUGCCAAAGUCUUGUGACCUGUAGCUGCCACGUUUCCAAGAGCUUGAGCUGGGGCCCCAUUGGGCUGUCUCUCUGUGGGGAGGGCUUUCUGCUUCACCAUCGUUAGGAAUGUGACCAUUCCUAUAUAAUUCCUGGACUGGUGAGGUUGGUGGUAGGCCUGUGAAAUUUGCCCUAAUUACUACCAUUCUGGUUUUGGAGGAAACAAUCUCUGCCACCACCAAGUCAUUGGCUUCGCUCGAGGCACCUUUCUUCCUGUUUCCCCUUUUCUUUUGUCGAGUAAAAUUUCAUAUUUA